Fusarium pseudograminearum CS3096 is the source of this 750-nucleotide messenger RNA. RefSeq lists its product as uncharacterized. NCBI's taxonomy places the organism in Eukaryota, Fungi, Ascomycota, Sordariomycetes, Hypocreales, Nectriaceae. The record is from RefSeq and is a predicted model, not a curated record. The transcript has a single exon. The coding region runs from base 1 to 750 and encodes 249 amino acids.
AUGGAUAUAAGCAAUCAUGCUAAAUUUUCGGAUUCUGAGCUGGGGGUCAGUGUAAUCCAAACUCGGAACUUGGACAUUGUACCCCAGCAAGAAAGCCAAGAGCAUACCACUCCCGAACUGGAGAAUGCAUCCAGUUACAUCCCCACGGAAGGAGAGAACGACAUACCCAGCGAAGAAGAAGAUGAACUUGUGAUUGUCGAAACGCAGAUGGUGGAAGCCGCUGUCGAGUUUGCAGCUGCAUCUCAGGCUGCCCAACGAAGCCAGCACUCGCACAGAAACACCGAGUUCUCAAAGGAUUCCCUACUUCUUGUCUUUGAUGAUACGGAGAUGAUGGAUAUUCCAGAAGACCGCGACCCCGAACAGGACUAUCUUGAACACAAUGCCAAGCUGAAUCGCCCAAACUUGUCAGGCUACGAUAUCCCUAUCGGCCCAUUCGAAUCGGAAGAAUACCAACAAGAUCUCAGGGUGGAUAAGAAAGUAUCCUUAUUCAGCCUGAUUCCAGGAGUACAGACUGCCGAACAAGUUUUCUCGGCCUCAAAGCGUCUCGCGCAGAGUGGCAUCGGCAAUGUGACCGAAAGCAUCAUGAGCCUGGCCCCACGCACUCGCAAAGCCGCAGUGGCUACUCGCCAAGUCGGGCAGUUCUUCGCGGACUCAGUAUUGAACGCUGGGCAAGAUUUUACGAUCAGAGUUCAAGAAUCAUGGUGGACCUGGCCCAGGGGGAUUAAUGGUGGUGUUCGGAACAUCAGCUAG